This is a messenger RNA of Gloeophyllum trabeum ATCC 11539, 1723 nucleotides long. RefSeq names its product monooxygenase. Lineage: Eukaryota; Fungi; Basidiomycota; Agaricomycetes; Gloeophyllales; Gloeophyllaceae. The transcript has 16 exons. The record is from RefSeq and is a predicted model, not a curated record. The coding region runs from base 8 to 1720 and encodes 570 amino acids.
GCUCAUCAUGCCCGAGUCGCAUCCAUCUGGUAACGGUUCUGCAACGUCCGCAUUCACCAUAUUGGAUGAACCUAUUGAUUAUGCACGUCCUCUGAGAGUAAUCAUCGUGGGUACUGGAUUCGGAGGUCUGGCAGCAGCGUAUCACGUCAAGAAACACACAGAGAAUGUAGAGUUUGUAUUAUACGAGAAGAACGAAGAUGUGGGUGGAACAUGGUACGAGAAUCGUUAUCCAGGAGUCGCCUGCGAUGUCCCCGCACAUGUGUACCAAUUUACCUUUGAGGAGAAUACGCAAUGGAGCAAAUUCUACGCGGAUGGCCCGGAGAUUUUACAAUACCUUCGGGACGUCGCGUCAAAAAUUGGGGUGAAGAAUCAAAUCAAGUUUAAACACGAAGUGACGAAGGCGGAGUGGGACGAGUCUUCCGGCCAGUGGAGCGUCACUAUCCGCGACCUAGAGAGCGACUCUACUCUUACCGACACCGCUCACGUGGUUAUAUCCGCGACUGGGUCUCUCAACAAUCGCCGGGACCCAGAGAUUGAGGGCAAGGAGAAGUUUAAGGGCAAGAUAGUUCACACUGCUUCAUGGGAUCUUGAACCUGCUGGCGAAUCCUGGAAAGGCCGUCGCGUCGCAGUUAUCGGAUAUGGCUCUAGCGCUACCCAAGUCGUGCCGGCACUGCAGCCGUACGUCAGUACCAUAGACAGCUAUGUCCGUGGAAAGACCUGGAUCUUUCAGCCGUUCAUUCCUGUCGACCAGUACCCUGACGGCAAGACCGGGAACCACGUAUUCUCUGAAGAGGAGCUGCGCGAUUUCCUCACCAAAGACAAGUACAAGGAGUUCCGCUUCAAUUUGGAGGACGCCUGCAAUACAUUCUACCCUCUGACGUUGGAUGGAAGCGCUUUCCAGACUGAGGCUAGGGCAGGCCUUGAGCAGGCCAUGAAAGCAAGAUUAGCGUCGCGGCCUGAUAUUGCCGAGAAUUUGAUCCCAGAUUUCCCUGUCAGUUGCCGCAGGCUUACGCCUGGUCUAGGCUACCUCGAAGCCUUGACGGCACCAAACUCUCAGUUCAUCCCUGCCGAGAUCAAGCGUAUGACUGAAGACGGCAUCGAGACCGUGGACGGUACACACCGGUCAUACGACGUCGUUAUUGCGGCCACCGGUUUUGACACGUCUUUCAAGCCACGAUUCCCCAUUCUUGGCCAGGGGGGUGUAAACCUGCAGGAUCUGUGGUCCGACUAUCCUCAGACAUAUCUGGGUCUAUGCCAAGACCGAUUCCCCAACUGGUUUCAAGUUGGGGGGCCUAAUACCGGGAUCGCCGUUGGACUCCUGAUCCCCAUGCUGGAGAAGGAAGCAGAAUACGCUGCUGGUUGCAUUCGGAAAAUACAGUACCAGCGGAUCAAGUCUAUGGCGGUCAAGAAGCAGGCGGUGCAGGCAUUCCAAACGUAUGUCGACGCGUACUUCCCUAGAACAAUCUUCACCAAAAAUUGCCCGAGCUGGUACAAGAAUGGCAAACCUGACGGUAGGGUCAUGGGUUUAUGGCCUGGUUCAACGCUUCACCACCUUCGCGCUCUCGAGCAACCUCGGUACGAGGACUAUGAAUACACCUACAUUGGCAGCGACCAGAGCGACGACCCGGGCAAUCUUCUUCGGUGGCUGGGCAAUGGGAUAACAGUUGCUGAGGUCGAGGCAAAGCCGGGUACCAGAGCGUGGUACUAUCCACGAGUAUGAAAG